AGAAGAGAUUCCAAAAGUGGAUGUAGAAACUGCUGAUUCAGGAUUCACCCUGGGAAGUGUAACAUGAUUAUAAAAAGACCUUGACGAUUUAAGAAUGGAGGGAGUAACUACCCUGGUACCUUCUGGGAGCAAAUUUAACCAAGGUCGUGCUGCAUACCCUGCUGAACCUCAGGCCAAGGUCACACUCAACAUCUGUUCAAGGUGUGCCAGGCUUCAAGGAGACAACCUGGCAGAAAGGACAGAAGAGACAUCACCACAAAUUCUUCAUUCUCCAGAUGAAAUAAUCCCAGAUUCGUUGGGUUCUUUACCUCAGACUGAAGAAGUAGUAAUGGAAGAGGGUGGAGAAUUUGGGAAACCAUCUAAAUUAACAGGACCUGGAGAAGCCCCCAGUGGAGGACAGUCAUUGAAAACCUACAUGGAAGAAGAUGAAUCUUUAAAGCAAUUGCAGGUGGUUCACCAACCAUGGAUCUUGCCAAGUGACACAGAAAGCGAAGGAGUAGAGGCAGAACAAGAAAAACGUUCUGCUGAUCUUCUUCUCUGUGUUCCGUGUUCUUCCUGUCCUACUCUGGUCUACUCUGGUCUGUGACACAGGCAGAGGUUGCAAGUGGCCCUUAAAGAAAUUGCAAUUAUUAAAAUCCUUAUGCAUAGUUCUAAUUUUAUUUCCUAUGUGUAAUCAUUUAAAGAAUGGUUAUUUUUAUAAUAUCAAUACCAAACAAGUACUCUUGUAACCAGGGGGUGCCUAAGUGUGUAAUGAGAGAGCACUAACCUGGCAAAGGAUUCUGGGAGUGGCCAGGCUGCCUGCUUCCUUUUGACAUGGUUAGUGUCCUGGGUUUCAAUUACUUUAUAUCUAGCUGUUAAGCUUACUAUUUGAUACAUUAAAUAUUGCCUGAUUCAAAUAACUUUGCUUAAAAGUUUUUCUGUAUUUUAACUUGUCUAGGGUUUUCUAUUUCUUCUAUUUUUAUAAUAUUUUCUCAUUUUUUAGAUUAAUAAACAUUAUACUUACCCACAUGUGCCAAGAUGUGCCACUUAGGUAUCUCUGGGCGGUGGCCGUUGUGCGUCAUCACCUGCUCUGUGUUCUGUGCAGCUGCCAGGCAUCUUGCGUCUUCCCCACCACUGCUCCUUCCUACAAUUAUCCGCCUUGUUCCUAUCAAAAACAAAAAAUUCAUAUGUUAAUUCGGUAAAGCCGAUCAGUAAGGAAUGAAAUGCAUGCCCCAAAGCAUAUGCAGUGAGCACUGUUUGACCGUUUAUCGAAUUAUUGAACCCAAUUAAGACUCUUUUAAAUUUGAUAUCUGCUUGCUUUAGGAAUGUGUUAAGCAUUGAUGCUAAGUGAAUGGAUCUAAGUAAAUUUAUUAUCUCAACUGUCUGUUUUAUUUAAUUGUCUUAACCUAAGUUUGCUUUCUGGACCCUUGAGGCAUAUGGUGAAUUUAUAAAACUGCCUGUAUCACUGUCAAAGAAACAAAUGUGAAAGGCCAGGACACGGCUAAAGAAUAAACAAAGAAACUCCUGUUGUA
This is a messenger RNA of Hipposideros armiger (great roundleaf bat), 1511 nucleotides long. RefSeq lists its product as uncharacterized. Bases 95 to 586 code for a protein of 163 amino acids. The record is from RefSeq and is a predicted model, not a curated record. The transcript is spliced from 8 exons. NCBI's taxonomy places the organism in Eukaryota, Metazoa, Chordata, Mammalia, Chiroptera, Hipposideridae.